AUCUGUAUUUACCAGUUUGGAGGCGCGUUCGCCGCUACCUGUUUUGACACCUGAAGUCACCAAAACAUGGCGGAGACGGACGAGCCGAUGGUGGUGGACGGAGUCUGUGGAGGCAGCUGUGAGUGGGAAGGCCGAUGGAACCACAUCAAAAAGUUCCUGGAGAGAUCGGGGCCAUUCACACAUCCCGACUUUGAGCCCAGCACGGAGUGCUUGCAGUUCUUGCUGGAAACCUGUAAAGUCCUGGUCAUCGGUGCUGGUGGACUGGGAUGUGAGCUGCUGAAAGACCUGGCUUUAUCGGGCUUCCGAAACAUUAACGUAGUUGACAUGGACACAAUUGAUGUUUCCAACCUGAAUCGCCAGUUCCUUUUCAGAUCAAAGGACAUCGGUCGACCCAAGGCGGACGUCGCGGCAGAUUUUAUCAACAGCCGGAUACCGGGGUGCCACGUAGUACCACAUUUUAAGAAAAUUCAAGACUUAGAUGAAACAUUCUACAGACAAUUCCACAUUAUUGUCUGUGGGCUUGACUCUAUAGUUGCCAGGAGGUGGAUGAACGGUAUGCUGCUAUCUUUGCUUGUGUAUGAAGAUGGCCAGUUGGAUCAAACGUCCCUUAUUCCACUUGUUGACGGUGGCACAGAAGGCUUUAAAGGCAACGCCAGGGUCAUUCUCCCAGGCAUGACAGCCUGCAUCGACUGUACACUUGAACUUUACCCUCCCCAGAUCAACUUCCCCAUGUGCACAAUAGCGACAAUGCCUCGUUUGCCAGAGCAUUGCAUUGAAUAUGUACGGAUACUGCAGUGGCCAAAGGAGAUGCCUUUUGGAGAUGGUAUGGCCUUGGACGGAGAUGACCCGGAGCACAUCCAGUGGGUGUUCCAGAGAUCCCUGGAGAGGGCUGCGGAGUUCAACAUAACAGGAGUCACUUACAGACUUACACAGGGUGUUGUGAAACGGAUAAUACCAGCUGUAGCGUCUACAAACGCUGUCAUCGCUGCUGCGUGUGCAACUGAGGUUUUCAAGUUAGCAACAAGCGCUUAUGUGCCUCUUACCAAUUACAUGGUGUUCAACGACGUGGACGGCUUAUACACCUACACCUUUGAGGCAGAACGGAAGGAAAACUGCUCAGCCUGCAGCCAGAUACCUCAGGACCUGCACUUUUCUCCGUCUUCCACUCUCCAGGAGGUUCUAGACUACAUGACUGAGAGUGCCUACCUGCAAAUGAAAUCACCUGCUAUAACAGCCACAGUAGAUGGAAAGAGCAAAACGUUAUAUCUACAGUCAGUUGCCUCAAUCGAACAACGGACACGGCCAAAUCUUUCCAAAACAUUGAGAGAACUGGGCCUGACGGACGGACAAGAACUGGCUGUAGCCGACGUCACCACCCCCCGAACCAUGUUGUUCCGCCUCGGCUUUACCUCAUAAAACCACUUCAAGCACUUUCACUACCAGAGCAGUUUACUGCAUGUUUAAUCAAGCUUUCGUUAGCUGUAACCAGUCCUACUGGUAAAAUGUACGUAUGGACAGAAGUGGACGUUUUGCACUGAAAAGCCAAAUGGGUAGUUCACAUCUUGUCAUGCUUUAGGGAUUAUUUACAAAUGUAAAGGUUUUUGUGUCGAUGUCUUGAUAUCUUAUGUUCAGUACGUUGUAGUUUGGUUUGGGCAAACUACACAAACUGUACUCUUUCUAAGAAUGUUUGGUUGUUUGGAUUUUACUUAUUUAUUUCAGAGUUUUUUUUUAGUCCCCUUGGCCGCCGAUGCUGUAUUGCGGAUGUUUGAACUGGAAUAAAAAAAAUGUUUUUCUGAU
Molecule: messenger RNA, 1797 nt
Organism: Fundulus heteroclitus (mummichog)
Lineage: Eukaryota; Metazoa; Chordata; Actinopteri; Cyprinodontiformes; Fundulidae
Gene: uba3
Product: ubiquitin-like modifier activating enzyme 3
Exons: 17
Coding region: 67-1416 (449 amino acids)
Biological process (GO): protein neddylation
Cellular component (GO): nucleus; cytoplasm
Molecular function (GO): NEDD8 activating enzyme activity
Source: RefSeq, a predicted model, not a curated record